This is a messenger RNA of Lottia gigantea (owl limpet), 2832 nucleotides long. RefSeq lists its product as hypothetical. The record is from RefSeq and is a predicted model, not a curated record. The transcript has 8 exons. Gene Ontology annotation, cellular component: membrane. Bases 38 to 937 code for a protein of 299 amino acids. NCBI's taxonomy places the organism in Eukaryota, Metazoa, Mollusca, Gastropoda, Lottiidae.
AAAGUCUUGUAAACAAAACAGAAACCAACGGAGAAGAAUGAGCUGGCAAGUAACAGGCAGUUUUAUUGGUGGACCAUUAUGUCUCUUAGCUUUUAUAAUGAUGUUGUUAAAACACAAACCAAAAAUACAGAUUAAAGAUAAAAUUGUAUUGAUCACUGGAGCAACAUCAGGCCUGGGAAAAGCCUGUGCAGUAAAAUUUGUAAAAGCUGGAUGUAGAGUAAUAUUAGCUGGUAGAUCUAUAGAGAAAUUAAAAGAGGUCCAAAAAGAAUUGAUAGACACGAUAAAGAGUGAGUUUACACCAGAGAUAGUGGUGUUAGAUUUAGAAGAUGAUCAGAGUAUACUAACAGCAAUAGAAACAGCCUAUAGUUUCUAUAAUAAAAUAGAUAUUUUAAUUAACAAUGCUGGGGUCAGUUACCGAGGAACUAUACAGGACACUGAGAUUGAUGUCCAUAGGAAAAUUAUGCAGGUUAACUAUUUUGGUCAACUUAUAUUAACUAAAGGUAUUGUGAGUAGAAUGAAGAAAGAUGGUGGAGGUCAUAUCGUUGGUAUCAGUAGUAUACAGGGUAUAAUAUCUAUACCAUAUAGAUCAGCAUAUUCUGCAUCUAAACAUGCUUUUCAAGCGUUUUGUGAUUGUGUACGAGCGGAAUAUUGCGAUGAUAAAAUUAGAGUUAGUGUAAUAAGUCCAGGGUAUAUGCAGACUAAUCUCUCUCUCAACGCUAUGACUUCAGAUGGCAGCCAGUAUGGUGUUAUGGAUAAAACAACAGAAAGCGGCAUGAAGCCAGAAUAUGUUGCUCAACAAGUCUUAAAUGCUAUAAUUUAUGACAAGAAUGAAGUCAAACUCGCUUCGUUAGGUCCUAAAUUAGGGUGUUUCCUCAGAACUUUAGCACCAAACGUGUUCUUCUGGAAAAUGAAUUCAAGAGCAAGGGAACAGAAGUGAAAAUGUCUUACCUCCCCUUAUACUUUGAGAGAAACUGGGGCUCGAUUAGCAAGAUACACCCGAUCCAACUCACUUCAAAUAAAUAGUACAAUAUCAGAUAGCAUUCAAGAUUAAAAAUUUAUUCCUACUACACCUUAUUACACCUAAACAAGAUUUCAGCCUAGAUGGAAUGCAUUCUGUACCCUGUUCAUAUUCUUUUUAUUAAAUGACCUUCCCUUGAUUUAACAUAUCCUGAACAUGCAGAACUAACCAAUCGAGUGCCCUUUAUUGUUUUGUUAGUUUGAUACCAAUAAAAUUAGAUUAGUUUGUUUAUUUUUUUCAUAUUUUUUUAUCUCUAUUGUAAUAUAACAAGUUGUCUAUCACAGUCCCUGUUCUAUUACAGUAGAAAAAAUCCAAACCAAUCAAAGCAUGUCAAGAAGUACUUGUUUAUUGAUAACAAGACCAAAUUAUUCCAGUCGACCCAGCUGUAAAUGAGUAUGGAUACUCCAGGAAAGAUCAAUGCCAUGUUUCAAUGACUGUCACAGGCUCAAGAGGAGACAAAAAUCCACCUUGUUGAUAAUCAUGUGCAGAGCAUGCAAUUGAAAGGAAAAUUAAUCUGAUUGGAUGAUGACGGUCUGUCUUGCAGAUAAUAAAACUAUUAGAGACAACCAUCAAAUUUGAUUGAUGUCAUAAAUCAUGUUGGCGACAAGAUUUUUCUCAAGAUAUGACCUGGCGAUAAAAAUCUCCAACCAAGAACGCUUUUGUGCCCACACCUUAAGUUGAUAUCCUCGUAAAAAAAUGAGUUGUUGCUUUCUUUCUUUAUGACAUAUUGGAUCCUUUGUACUUCAACAAACAAAAAUCAUUAUUUUUUUAAAAACAAAUUUAAUUGGCAUUAAUUAAGAGUGGAAUAUUGAUAUUUAUUUUGAUCAUGAAAAUCUCCAUUUUUAAUUAAAUUAUUCACGAAGAUUCCAACUAUGUACAUUGAUUAAAAUUAAACUAAUAAAAUGUUAAAAAAAUAAAACUGGGAUGUCAUGUUCAAAAAUUGCGUAGUGUUGUGCUAAAAAGAUCAAAGUUACCAAGACUGAAAAUAAUUUGUCAGGUAAAUAAAAACCCCUUAUUCUAUUAUUGAACUCUUCUUAAACAUGUCAUUAUUGCAGUAUUGAUUUUAAAAAAUGCAUGCUUGGAAGAGUCCAAUAAUGAAAUGGGUGUCAAAUACAUGAUCGACCCAUUAUUUUCAGCCUUAAAUCACUAACAUUAACACAAUCAGAAAUAAAUCGCCUUCGAAGCAAAUGUUCAUUAAAUCACAUCACACAGGCGUUCAUUGGAAAUACCAUUUAUGUAUUUUGGAGCCGCAGAAAGCUCCAGCUGCCAUGGAAACAGUAUGAAGAAAUCUUUGAAGUACCACGCCUUUUCUAACUAGGAUCACAGGUCGAGAUGUAGUCAGGUUUCGUAAGGCCGAUUUGGGUGGUUCGUGUAUGACUCGAUAUUUCGAACAAGGGUCUGUUUCCCACGAUAAAAUAUGGACAGCCGAGAAGAUAAUACUGGCAGCUCCGAGAGGUAAGAAUACUUCAGCUUGUUCAGGCCAUGCUAGUCCACUGACGAUGGAUCCCACGCCAGUGAAUACAGAAGUAUAUCGGAUAAUAUUUCCCAAUUUAAUCCAUCGAGCUGUUUCUUCGCCUAGUUUUGUAGGUUCAAUGAUAAUUGUUUUUAUGCCAGCUUCUAAUGCGCUGUCUAGUUCAUAUUCAAAUUCCUCUAGAGCAUCCUCAUGGUCGUAAACUUCUCGUAUUAUUUUAUAGUCUGAACUCUCUCCCCCUCCUCUCCUUCAUGUGGAUACAAUUUGACUACAUAUUAGUCCAUAUUAGGUAUGUUUUCAAACAAAAACAAAGAAAUUCAUUUUACCAGUCGGCCAUUUCUUC